Messenger RNA from Dermatophagoides pteronyssinus (European house dust mite), 1126 nucleotides. It is a transcript of the gene Uch-L5, whose product is annotated as ubiquitin carboxy-terminal hydrolase L5. Lineage: Eukaryota; Metazoa; Arthropoda; Arachnida; Sarcoptiformes; Pyroglyphidae. Gene Ontology annotation, biological process: ubiquitin-dependent protein catabolic process; protein deubiquitination. Gene Ontology annotation, molecular function: cysteine-type deubiquitinase activity. Gene Ontology annotation, cellular component: cytoplasm. The record is from RefSeq and is a predicted model, not a curated record.
AAUUUUUUUGAAAAAAAUUUCCACAUUUGCAAACGGCAACUUUUUUAAAAAAAUUUUUGACAUUUUUUUUCUUUUAUUACUAAAAGACUGAUUUUUUUUUUGAAACAUGGCCAAUACUAAUAGCGGUUCUGAUCAAUGGUGUUUGAUUGAAUCGGAUCCAGGUGUAUUUACCGAAUUGAUUCGUGGUUUCGGUGUUGAUGGACUACAGGUUGAAGAACUUUAUUCAUUAAUGCCUGAAUGUUUUGAAAAUCUUAAACCAGUACAUGGUCUAAUUUUUCUAUUCAAAUGGGUACCGGAUGAUUAUUCGGAUGGUAAAUUACUUCAAGAUUAUCGAUUAAUGAAUGAAAUUUUUUUUGCCAAACAAGUUAUUCAUAAUGCUUGUGCUACACAAGCAUUGAUCAAUAUAUUGAUGAAUUGUAAACAUUCGGAUCUGAAUCUUGGUUCAACAUUGAGCGAAUUUCGUGAAUUCACUAAAUCAUUUGAUGCAUCAAUGAAAGGUCUUUCGUUGAGCAAUUCCGAAUUGAUUCGUAAAGUUCAUAAUUCUUUUUCUCGACAACAAAUAUUUGAAUUUGAUAAUUUAAGCGGAAAAAAAGAAAAAGAAGAUGUAUUUCAUUUUAUCGGUUAUAUACCAUAUGGUGGUCGUUUAAUCGAAUUGGAUGGCUUAAAAGAAGGCCCGUAUGAUUUAGGACCGAUUGGUGAUAAUGAAGAUUGGGUAGCCAUUGCUCGACCACAUAUUGAAAAACGAAUGCAAAAAUAUUCAACCGGCGAAAUACAUUUCAAUCUGAUGGCCGUUGUUAGUGAUCGAAAAAUGCUUUAUGAAAAACAAAUUGUCGAUUUGGAAAAACAAACAAACAUUGAUGAUGGUGAAAAACGAGCCAAAAUUGAAAAUCUUAAAUAUCUAAUCAAACAAGAAAUGGAUAAAAUGGAACGUUAUAAGCUUGAAAACAUUCGCCGUAAACAUAAUUAUCUUCCAUUGAUAAUUGAAAUACUUAAACAAUUAGCUAAGGAUGGUCGAUUGAUUGAAUUGUAUGAAAAAGCUAAACAACGUGCUCAACAACAUAAACAAAAACAAGAAAAAUUGAAAGCCAAAACUGAAAAAGUUAAAUGAAAAAAACUUUUUUUUUUA